GUAUUCCUUUGUUCAAAUCUGCGAUUCAAAUUCUUCCUUAUUCAAACUUCCGCCAUUGACUCCUCUAAUUGUCUUUUUGUUCUAAACCAGUUCUUUUCUUUCACAAGGUUGAUUGGAUAUAGAGUUUUGUACGCAGUCUUAGAGCUCGCAAUUUUGCGUCGAAUCUCCGCGCUUUUUUUUUUUUUAAAUUAGCGUCAAUGGGCGGUGACAAUGAAGGUUGUGUUGAGAAUCAAUUCUUCAUUGGACUUAGAUCUGAAUCGAAGAAAAGAGGAAUAUCAGAUGUGGAAGAAACAUCCGACUGCACUAAAGAGAGAGUGAAAACUCGCGACCUUGAAUCAGUUUUUCGAUCCGAGGCUGAAACAGAACGACGAGGCUGCAGUGUGGCGCAUUCCGAUGAUUCGGGAGUGCUCGAUCUCAACGUAGACAGUGUCAAGAAAGCCAAGGGGCUGAAUUUGGAUCUAAACGCCGAAGAUACAUCCAGUUCAAUCAACGAUCCGUUCGAUCCUGAAUAUUCGAAAUGUGGAAAAGAGUCUAUGAGAGUUUGGAAAGGUUUGAAACAGAACAACUACAUGUCUACGCCGUAUAGAGCUGUUCCUGCGCCGGUGCCUAAGCCGCGCGUUCGUAAGAAAUCGAACAACGAUUUGACGACGAAGAGGAAGAUAGAGCUUGCGAAGAAAGAACAGGUCGACAGAUUCGCGCGAGUCGCUGCUCCGAGCGGUUUGCUCAACGGGCUGAAUCCCGGAAUCAUUAACCAUGUGAGGAACAGCAAGCAAGUCCACGCGAUCAUCGAAGCUUUAGUGAGGUCCGAGCGAAAUGAAAAUCAAGUUUUUGGAAGCAAGAAAAUGAAUUCGAUUGAAGAACAGGGGAAUGCGCAUGGUAAUAAUCAGACGAGCAAUAAUCCCGUGUUCUCGAAAUCGGUUUGUACAAGUGAGGCUGUAACGGGAGGCGAGGUCGCGUUUCGAAGAUUGCCGACGCGAUGGAGCACGAGAUACGUCGAUGAUGAUAAGCUCGCGCUAAAACUUUCGUCGUCGGUAGCUGAUGCGUCGGACGAUACUUGUUUGUCGAACGAUGGAUCGACCGACCUCGGAUCGGUGACUUCACUCUCUGUCAAAGCGGCCAAUGUAGCGUCGCAAUGGCUGGAACUUCUGAGUCAAGACAUACAAGGCUGUCUUGCAGCGCUACGAAGGAGUAAGAAGAGAGUUCGAGAUGUUAUUAUAACAGAACUGCCCCUUCUAAUUUCGAGGGAAUUUCCGGAGAAGGAUUCUUGUACAGUAAAACAAUCGAAUGCUGAAGCUCAUCACGUUCGAUGGCGAAUGAUCUUCGCGCAGAUGGACAAAGCACUUUCCGAAGAAGAGAGUUAUCUGGAAAAUUGGCUGAGCCAAGUGAAGGAAAUGCAGGUGCAUUGUGAGAAGGGAUUAUACAUAAGCAGUUUGCAUAAUUCGACAGCCCCAAUCAGAUCGACAGAUGACACAGCCGUGAGGGCUGCAGCUGCGUCCAUAUAUUCGACUUGUAACUUCUUGUUGUCGAAGCCGAGAUAGAGCUGAGCCAAGUCGAGCCAAGCUGAGCUGAGGUAUGGUGCAGCCAGCCGAUCAAUCGAUUGGCUGUUCUUACAUAUUCUUGACUAGUGAUUAAUUUAUUGCAGUGACUUUAGAGGUAAAAAAAGACAGAUUUAUGACAUUACAUUAGUUGUAGUGUCUCCGGCAUGAGAGCUGAUUGAUUGUUGUUAGAGAAAACAGUUUUAGCAAUUUUCUUUUAAGUUUAUUGGCCUAACCUAAUUGAUUGUAAAAUUAGGUUCCGCAAGAUAAGUCACAUUAACUGAAUUAUAUGUGUUUGGUUUUUGCUGUUUAGUAUUAUGAUUUUAAAGUAACAAUUUACUAUUAAACAUUGUGUAAAU
This is a messenger RNA of Andrographis paniculata, 1894 nucleotides long. RefSeq lists its product as uncharacterized. Lineage: Eukaryota; Viridiplantae; Streptophyta; Magnoliopsida; Lamiales; Acanthaceae. The coding region runs from base 198 to 1538 and encodes 446 amino acids. The record is from RefSeq and is a predicted model, not a curated record. The transcript has 7 exons.